This is a messenger RNA of Moneuplotes crassus, 1503 nucleotides long. The record is from the annotation of a GenBank genome assembly. NCBI's taxonomy places the organism in Eukaryota, Ciliophora, Spirotrichea, Euplotida, Euplotidae.
GGAAAUUAAAUAUUAUUAUAACAUGAAUAUAAAUGAUCCUCUUCGUGUAGGAGCAGAAGGAGUCAAACAUGACUAUGUACCCAAGCUGAACGGAGGCCAGAGAAAGCAUCCUGACACUAAGAGAUAUUACCCACUUAAUAAGAAGGGUGAGGUUGACGAAUGGGCUGCUAUUGCUAACUCACAGAUCUCUGCAGCUAACCACCAAGCGCAAGCGGCCAAGUUACAGAAAAGAAAUGUCCAAGAUUCCUAUAUGGCUGAGCUAAGAGCUCUUAAUGAACAGAAGUACCAGGAACAACAGAAGGAGUAUUCUCUUAAGGUUGAUGAAAGAGAAAUCGCCGAUUCUAAUGCAAAAACAAUGGCUGAUCAGCAAAAUGAGCUGAAUAAGCAAGACAAGAGCUUUCGAAAGGCCAUGGGAAAAGCUUACAUCAGAGAAAUGGCUGACCGCCAAAGGAAAAGAAUAGAAGAUAAACUUAAAAGUAUUAAUGAAGACCAUGCCAACCUUCCUGACCUGGAAAAGGUUGAAGCUGAGGAAAGGCUAAAGCAGAAAAUGGCACAAAUGCAAUUAAAGAAUGAUCAAGAGAAUCUUAUAAAACAGCGGAGUUUAAUGAAAGCUAAUCUCCGAGAACAAGAGAAUAAAGCUUAUAAAGAAAUGAUUCAGAAAAAUGCUGAGAAGGAGGUGCAGAAUGAAAAAGAAUAUAAGUAACAUCUUCAGCCUCUAUGAGAACAAGCAUAAGAGCAGAGUCCAGCAUCAUGAAAAUUAUCUCAAAACACACGGGACUAGUAGGAAGCCAAACUGGGAAGGAAACUGUAGUAUCACCGAACUCAUACAACAGAGAAAAGACGAUAAUGGGAAAUUUGAUGAAAAGAAAAAUUUCGAUUUUGUCAAAGAACAGAUAGAGAGAAAACAAAAGCAAAGAGCAAGAGAUGGUGAAUACUUGAGAAAAAGUGUGGAAAGAAGAUUCCAACAGGAAGAGUUUAACCAGAAACUAGAGAAAUUAGAAAAAGAGCAAGCCAUCGAGAACCAAAGUAUGUAUAAAGACCUCCUCAAUAAGCAGAUUAAGCUGAUGGAAGGUAAGAACUAUGGAACAAUGACUCAGGUUGAAAAAUAGAAUGAAUAGAUCUGAUUUACAUGGAUAUAAACAUGGUGAUCACAAUGUUAACUGCUUAAUACCCGGGAUAAAUCACUCCCAUAACGUGGGCUCAAAAGCUCUAUACAAAAAGAAGAGAAACUUUUCACAGAAGCCUGAGGGCUCUCUCACCGAUAGAAGUCAUGCAGCUUCUUCAAACGGAGAAUUGCCUCCAUUAAGCAAACCAAUCUCACGAAAUACUUUCAGUAACCACAAGAGGAACUCAUAUAGUCUAAAUCCUCGACCUAACCACCACAACCCUAUUACUAAUCCUCUGAACCAAUACAACCCGUACUUAAGCGAUGCGAAGAUGAAGGUGGUGAAUGACCACAAGCCUUUCUUAAGAUAAUUCAUUAAAAUUAAUUCUUCAAUUAUC